UAAAUUGAGAUGGUGGAUUUCGUUGUAUCUAUUGUUUAAGUGGAGUUUGUUUUAUUUUGAGGCGUAUAAUUUGAUGUAUUUCUUUUGAAAUGAAGAAGAAAUAUUAUAAAUAUGAAGUGGUGUAGGUAAUUGCCGUGCUAGUGGCAAUUCUCAUACCAUGGGCUGAAAAGUUGUAAACGAUGACUACAAAAGAUGUGAUUACCAGGGACUCGUUUGCCCCACAAGUGGUGACCAUGCAUGGCGUGCGUCGGAACGACCAUGGUUCGCAGUAGGAUGGAUACGAUGCCCGGCUGCUCGUUUGACUCGCUGAAGGACCUGAACUCGAGGAUAUCGCACACGCACAGCAAGAAGGUGAUCAGGCAUGCUCUACGGCAGCAGGCGAAGCACCGUCGCAAGGCCGGCAGUCUGUCCGGGUCCUCGGGCGCUCUGUCGAGGAUCGUGGUGAAGGGCUACGCGUCGCAGCCAGAUGCGAAGGAGACGCGGAGUGCGACCGCGAAGCCGUCGACGAUGCGCGAGGUGCUGGCCUCCAUCCCGGGGUUCAGCCUCAAGCCGCGGCGGCGGACGAGCAAGAAGCUGUCCGCGGCCGCCCAGCUGGAGCAGACGAAGGAGGGCUGCAUCGACCUGGAGACGCCAGACUCGAUCCUGGUCAACACGAACCUGCGCGCCCUGCUCAACAAGCACACCUUCUCCAUCCUGCCGCCGCUCUACCAGUACAAGCUGGUGCAGCUGCUGCCCGACGUGGACCGGGCCGGGGUGCCCAGCCAGCCGGACGCCACCAUCAGGUUGAGCGCAUCAGGGUUGAACAAUGAGUUCUUCGCGCGGGCGUGCCACGAGUGGCGUGAGCGGCUGGCGGAAGGGGAGUUCACUCCUGAGAAUCAGAUGAAGCUGAAGGCAGAGGCUGAGAAGGAGAUGAGUCGUCUAGACCCAUGGAAGCUCAAGCAUUUUGAACCGAUCUGGGGUGCAAAGACCAGCAGCAUGACCCUGGACAGUUCCCCUCUGCUGCUGUCGUCCAACCAGCCGCGGCCGUCCUUGAAGACCACCAUAAAGCUGCGGCCCUCGACGUCGGCCGCGGGCAGCAAGCAGCAGGGCCGGCCGAUCCCGCGGCAGCUGCGCACGGUGGGGGCCAUCACGCGCGCCAUCACCAGCUAUCGGGAAGAGGCGGACGGGGGGGAGGCCCGGCCCGGGGCCGCCGGGCCCCCUGCGAACGCCCCGGAGAAGAGCGAGAAGCGGGCGAUAGACGCUGCCGGCGAGGAGGAGCCCGCCUUCCACAAGAAGCGGAAGUCUUCGAGCUCCGCGGAGGUGGCCGAAGUUGAUGUCCUUGGAGAGGAUGUUUUGCCAACAUCAGAGAGCGAAGCAGAGCAGAAUCAACGCGAUGUUGAGAGGCAGAUUGGUGAGCAAGAAGUCGAGUCUUCUGCCUUGUUGGAGAAUGAUGAAAGUUACAGCGGGGUAGAAGUUGGUGCCAGCGCUGACCAGAUCCAGCCGCUCAUUGACGAGAACAUCGAGGUUGGCUUGUCCGUGGAAUGCAGGUCUUCUCCGGAUGUAGCUCCUGUCGCAGAGUGUGGCCAGGAGUUACUCGGCGAAGUCUGCCACCAAGAGAAAAGUGUCGAAGCUAUGGCUCAGUGCCAGCUUCUGCCUCGGGAAGAGACUGCAUUUGAGACUGUUGAAGUGACGGUCCAAGAAAGUGUCACUGUAGAAGUCGGCAGCGAAGAGCCUUGUGCCGAGCAGGUUGCGCCAGCCACCGAUCACCAACCGGAUAACCUGUCGGAUGGCCAACCGGUCAAUCAUAACAGCGAUAUUCACCAACCGGACCAUCACCGGUCAGAUGAUGUUAAUGCAGUAUCAAACCUGGAAGAUGAAACCUGCAACAACAUUGUCGUCACCGCAAUAGAGACGGAGGUUGACGUGAAUAUCCCGUGUGAUGUCGGUGAAGGUCAUUCUGUUAGUUGCGUUGUCGAUGAACAUUCUGUUAGCUGCAUAGUCAAAGAUAAUAAUUCUCUCGAUUGUGUCGAAGAACAUUUUGUGGGUCGUGUCGUUGAAGAACAUUCUGUUAGCUGCGCAGUCAGUAAAAACGAACCGGGGGAAGUGAGUGAGGAGUGCUUCAGUUCGAACAGGGGUAAAGUUCCCGGUCAGGUGGACGAAGUGUCGCGUCGAGAAACCAAAGACAUCUGUGGUGAAGGCCACAUUAUUUUCAAGGACGAAAAAUCUCAGUUGGUCACGGGGGAGGACUUCCUGGUGCCGAACGACUACGAUGGCGACGCGGGCGAUUGCAGCGGCGACCACAUGAGCUACGAGCCCAAAGUGGAGCACGAAGACGACGUGAUCCACGAGAGCGCGAUCCUCCGUGGCUCGGAGUUCGUGCUGAACGGCAGGACGUGCUCGGGGGACGCCGCGAAGGACGCGGCGUGCUUCGAGGCGGGCGCGCCGCAGGGGAAGGCGGCGGACGAGGAGGAGGAGGACGCGGAGGAGGGGGAGUCCUUGUACGCGGUGGCCGUGGGGGCCAGUGACGAGUGCUGGGACGCCGUGGACUCCAGCACGGAGAAGCUGAUCGCGGAGGUGCCGAUCGUGGCGCUGGAGUCGGUCCCGGUGCCCGUGGCGCUGACCAUGGUGCCGGAGGGGGCGGGGGAUGAGGUGAAGGUGAUACCCAUGCAGGAGGAGCUGGAGGUGCGGCUGGAGGAAGGGACGUUCCCCGUGGCGGAGGAGGCGCUCUCCCUGGACUGGCCGUACGCCGUCAAGAUGGAGUCUGCGCUGGUGGCGGCCGCGCUCGGCUCGCCCGAGGAGAUGGAGGAGACGGCCAAGUGCAGCAAGCCCCAGUACUCAGAGUACUCCACUAGUCCUGGAGUCAAGCUGGAGCUGGAAGUGACGCUGACGCCCGAGGCGGUGACGGGAGCGGACAGCUCGGUCACCAGCUCGGUGGCCGCGGCGGCCUCUCUCCCGGCCGUGUCGACGGCUGGAGUGGCGACGGUGAUCCCACCCACCACCAUCGUGUGCCUGCCGCCGGCGGUGGGGCGCUGCUGCGUGCCCAGCAGCGUGGCGGAGACGGCGGCGGUCGCCAGCUCCAGCUCGGUGCCCUACCUGGCUCUCACCAGCACCACCCCCAUCCGAGCCCUGCCCGGCCAGCUGCCCAAGAGUCAGGCCAAACCAAAGCCUCCGAGAGACCCCUCUCAGGUGACGCCUGGAAGUUCUGGUCGUAAUUCCCGCUCGGCUAGCAAACCGCCGCCCGGCGCAGUGAAUUUGGAGCGAAGCUACCAGAUCUGCCAGGCCGUCAUCCAGAACAGUCCGAACCGGGACCAGCUGCGGUGUCAGUUGAAGCCGCCGCCAUCGUUGCUCGCGGCCGGUUCGAACGGCAACGCCCCGGGCGGGACCGGCUCGGCGUCGAAAAAACCGGACUGUUGUUUGCCGCCGCGCGCGACGGCUCAGACCCAGUACGGCCUGGUGACCUCGUCGCGCGGGGGGGGCCGUCGGCAAGCCGUUCACCCCGCCGUUACCGGCGCCCGGAAACUUCCCGCCCGGCCUGAACAAUGGGUUGGGACCGGCGCAGGUGCAGGGCAAAGUGAGCAGUUCUCGCACGGGCGUGUACCAGCAGCGCCAGCCGUCGCCGCCCGUCGUCGUGAGACACGUGUUCACCUCGUCGCAAGGCAUCCCGGUCUCUAUGGCAGUUUUGCCUCCGACGCAAGUGCCGGCCGCACCUGAGAUCGUGGACAACCCGGGUCACGUCGGCCAGUACAUCCUGGUGCAGCGCACUGGGGUCGGGGACCACCAGCCCUUCUUCGACCCCAG
Molecule: messenger RNA, 3777 nt
Organism: Bacillus rossius redtenbacheri
Lineage: Eukaryota; Metazoa; Arthropoda; Insecta; Phasmatodea; Bacillidae
Product: polycomb protein Asx-like
Exons: 10
Coding region: 238-3690 (1150 amino acids)
Biological process (GO): positive regulation of transcription by RNA polymerase II; animal organ morphogenesis
Cellular component (GO): PR-DUB complex
Molecular function (GO): chromatin binding
Source: RefSeq, a predicted model, not a curated record